AUACCACAUAGUUCAAAAGGGGGAUCCAAAGUGAACGAACGACCGCGAAGGCGCAACGGAAUACAAAAGCGCGUCCACUUGCAAAAAAAACAAAAAAAUAUAAAAAAUAAAUAAAUGCCGCACUAAAAAUUACAAAAUAAAAACGACUCGUAAAGCACACGGUUCUGUGUGGCGGGAUACUCGUAUCAGAUGUCAGACGGCGAUAAAAAUACACAAAAAUUCAAAACAUAAAUGCGCGUGUUAAUGCAAAUCGAAUGGCAAAGUGCAGCUGACAGCACUUGACGAAAGAUUGAUGUGAUGUGAUGUCAUAAUAAAUAUUACUUUUGCCGCUUAUCGAGUACAAAUAAUAAAAAAAACUGCACACGAGUAUAAGCGUGAAACAAGCGAACGAAAAAAGUGAACCAAUAAACCAGUCGAAAGCGAAACUAAUUUGUGAUAACAACAUCCGACGGAUACGUGACUGCACGGAUACAUGAUGGACGUGCCGACUGAGUACAUGGUCUACCUGGAGACGGCCUGGGAGUGGGCGGGAUGCCUGCCCUACCUGCUGGUCACCUAUGUCUUCCUCACGCUGCUGCCCAAGUCCCUGCUGCGAAUGAAACGCUUCGCGGACGCGGACUACGAAGCGAAUCGCAACAAGUACCAUCGCUGUUACGGCCCCGAGCUGUGCUGUCACGUCCAGGCCCAGGAGGCGGCGGCCUCCAAGCAGAAGCCGAAGGCGCGGAAGCCCGUCACACGCGUCUAUCCCAAGCGACAGACUUCGACAGCGACGAAGGAGGAGCCCCCAGUGCCAGCGCCAGUAAAGCGGAGUAAUGUGACCAAAAUCGCACGCAUGUUCGAGACGGGUGCCACGCGGCAGGUGAGCCGGGUGUCGCCCGUCCUGCCCGAAAUCCGGAUGUUUGGUGCCAGCGAUGACUCGCACGACUCCACGCCCUGCGCCUCCCGCAAGACGAGCAUCGCCACACAGCUCUCGGCGCAGUUGCAGCACAUCGAGCAGGCUAUGCAGCUAUGGCAGGAACUGGAGGAAGAGCCCUCCAAGAAGUCCUCACCCUCACACAGCGACUGGGAACCGAUGACGGUGCCGGUGGUGCGACGCACCCGUGGCACCUCAGCCACACCCUCGACUGCCUCUCCGCUGAGCAGCUCGCCGGAGCCAGCGUCCCCAGUGCUGCUGCGGCAGCCGCCGUCGCUGUGCCUCAAGUCCAGCAUGGAGGACAUCUUCCAGGUGAUUGCCAGGAGCGCCGAGGAGCCGCACGCUUUCUAUGCGGACUGCAACAGCCUGUCGCCCGUCACCAGCAUCGAUGACAUUCUCUCGGAGCGAAGGUUCUCGCGUCCAUUGUCCGCGUACUCCAUCACGGAUCUGCUGAACGAGGAGCAGUCAUCCUGCGUGGAAGAGGCAACCUAUGUGAACGACACCAGAUGAGGGAGGACAGUUCCAGUAUCAAAAGAUUUGAUGAAUGAUCAGUUUUUAGUGCCAUCCACCCGCCCCAUGGCCCAUGAGUCAGAAACGGAAUCGAAAUCGGGUCACCCGGAAGACUUUAGCCCCGUCCUAAUCGUACCCUCAUCGCAUCGCAUCGCAUCGCAUCGCCUUUGUUCCCCACGAUUGUGACUCAGAAAUGGGUAGAGGGUUGCCUUGCCACGCCUUCCUAUAGUUUAUAUAGCCCCCCUCCUUCCUUCCAUAUGCAUUUUGUUUGUUUAAUCAAUGAAACCUUAAACAAGUCAAAGUAAACAGCGAUUUCCCUGUACUUAUUUAACCGUCAGCUAAAUGUUGAUUUUGUCUCAUUUAUUGUCUCUGGGGUAAAACAUAGCAUAGCGAUGCAUCUCAUAUGUAUAACUAAAACGAUCCUAUCGCAAAUUAAAUAUGUAUUAAAUAUGUAUGAAAUAUGAAUAUGAAUUUCUAGUAUUACUUGUAUGAUUAAAUGUAUAACUUAAACCUACAAGAAAACUGUAUCAAAUGCAACAAAAAUACACAACAAAACGAAGCAAUAA
Drosophila guanche is the source of this 1989-nucleotide messenger RNA. RefSeq lists its product as uncharacterized. The transcript is spliced from 2 exons. The coding region runs from base 473 to 1423 and encodes 316 amino acids. The record is from RefSeq and is a predicted model, not a curated record. Lineage: Eukaryota; Metazoa; Arthropoda; Insecta; Diptera; Drosophilidae.